GACAUGGGGAAGGGGGCGGGGAGAUGAGAAGGCGGGAAGUGCAGUGAUCGGCGGCUCUGCGGAGGACGGAGAAGGUUCUGUCAUGGCCGCCGCACCACCACAGGUAGAGGCGAGCCCGGCAGACGAAGGCAAGGAUCUCUUCCACAUUAACGCUGGUGCGUGGAUCUUCUCCAUACCAAAGAUUAAACUUGCUCCCUUCCCCGAGUUUUUACUUUAUCGGGAGGCCCGCUUGUUACCGAAGUCCGAAAGAUCAAGGAUAUUCCUAGACCGGGAUGGCUUUGUGUUCAGACACAUUCAUCAGUUCCUGCUCACUUCGCAGCUCCCAAUAUCCAGCUUAUCAGAGCCGGAUCUGUUGUAUGAACAAGCUAGAGGGCUCAAUCUCCCAUCAGUUAUUGAGGCCAUAGACAAACUGAAGGCGGGAAAGGAAGAAAAACCUCACCUGAAUGAACAAACAUUGCCAGACAUUCCAACCAGUGAGGAAGCACCCAUGAACUACUGGAAAACCCAAAAUUGUAGCAAGAAGCUUUCUGAGUGGCCACUAAAAAUGUCUUUGUCUCCAGGGAUCUGGGACAGAGCCCCUCUUGGACUUUUGGUCAAUCCUUUGCUUGAUGCAGAAGAGGAAGUUCAUUAUUGCUUUUUUCCAGUUGAAAUUUUAGAGAAGUAUCCUACGCUGGUAACAGAUGAUAACUUGCUUUGGUUCUCUGAGAAAUUUAUAUUGGUUGAAUGCGGUUGCCCUGAGUUUCGCUUCAUAGGUAAUUUUCUUCAUCACGGGAAUUUUUUCCUGCCAGAUAACUUCUCAGCUUUUGAUGUUUUAGAAGCAGAAAUUAAUUCUCUGGAAAUUCCAGCUCUUCUGAAAGCUUUGUACGAAGAAAAGAAGUCCUCAGGGAGUAACACGGAUAUGCCAGAGACGUGGCACUCUGUUAACAGCUUGACAGCAGCUAGUAAAAGCGGAGCAAAGCCUUUCUACAUCAUGUCUUUGGAACUGUUAGGAAAAUAUCCGGACUCGGCUUUAGGCCAGCUGUAUGUAGAGAGCAAUGUAGACGGCAGUAAGCUGUAUAUGAACGGCACUGGGACCCUUUUCCAACACGUCAAAAAUUGGUUUGGAGCAUGUAGACUUCCACUGACCAGCAAUGUGUUAGAAAUUCAAGGCCUGAGUAUAUACCUAGAAAAAGGGGACAUCAUAUACCAGCCAAUGAGAGAAGCUAUAAGAACAUACCUAAAACAAAGGCUGAAUUGGAUUCCUGGAGCUUCAGGUGGAAGCUGGAGAGCUGAUUUGCAGCAGUAUUCAUCCACCCAGAUAGUCAGAGUCUAUGUUAGAAGCUAUUGGUAUGCCACACGCCUGAAAACUUUAUUGAAGUAUCCAGGACUGCUCGCCAACUCCAAGAAGACACGCUGGAUCACCUGUGGCUUUUCCUUGCUAGUGAUUGGAGACGGAUCGAUUUUCAGGCAUAUCCUCAACUUUCUGAGACUUGGAAGACUCCUCCUGCCCUCCGACUUUAAGGAAUGGAGACUUCUGUGUCAGGAAGUGCAUGAGUUUAAUAUCUCCGCUCUCAAGGAAGCCCUGAGUCACUGCCUGGAGUACAGAUUAUGGGUAAGAGAGCAAGAAUCUACAGGAUGUUCACUGGGCUCAAAAGCUGAGUUGCAGGAUGUGAAAUGUAACACUGCCCAUCAGCAAACAAUUCUCGUAGAUCGAUCGGAAGGAAAAGUAACAGAGAAUGCUGGCUGCUUUACAUCAGCUGAGGGCCUGAAAAGGAUUGAUUCCAGCAAGAGAAAAGCUUCCUCACCAAGUCAGUUUACAACGUCGGAGCGCAACAAUCCCGGCGUUUUCCCCGACACUAAAUGUUUGAAGCUGGACCGAGCUGUGGACGAUGAAGAGGCAAAGAUCACCGCCUCCCCGAUUUCCAAAUUCAUGUCAUUGGUCAGAAAGCUGCCUGAUGGUAGAGCGAAGGGCUCUAUGUGCCUCCUGUACACGUCUCCGAAACUGAGUGGAAGAGGCACGGUGAAGAGCCAGAAAUGUGUAGCCGACAGGGAAAUGAACCGGCACACCUCUGGGCCCCGGCCGGUAAGGAAGAUUACCAGCAGCAAGUUCUCAGUGGAGAAUGGAGGAUGCAAAGAAAACCUGGUGGGAUCAGCGCAUAGGAGCGGAUCAUCGCUCAGAGCCCCCCCUGUACACAAGGAUCACAUGCAUCAUGUGCUCACUGUAUCACAGAAGGACAAUAUAAAGUUGGAGGCCACACCGGAAGAUGAACAAUGUAGUGACACCAAAGUGUCACCGUCUUUAUCCAAGUACACAGGUCAGAGGAUGGAGGAAGACAGAACCACCAUUAUAGAGCAUGCAUACUGUGCCAGGUCCCUUAUAGAGGGGAAGGAGCUUUCUGGUCUGGGGGCCAUUCUCUGGGUUCAGCAUCACCAUCUUAUGGCCAAUGAUGGAAGUGCAGCUUCUUUUCAAGAAUGCGUUGUGUAUACUGCGGAGCACGAUAACAAACAACCCACCAAUCAUGGAGCUGCUUCUGAUGAUCUCAUUUUCCUUUGUGUAAACAUGUCACACGAAGAACUCUAUUAUGCCAGGAAAUGUCACUCCUUUCUGACUGGGAUUAUCUUGGACUCCCUAGAACAGAGGGACCCCAAAUCCACUACUCUGUGUGUGGCGGGUCUUGUGAGCAUGUUGUGGGCUUGUCAGAUUCCAGCCAGCCAAUUUGUAGAGGAAUUAUUUACCCUGGAAAUGUACAGAGAUGAGCAGCGCAACAAGGAGACAUUACUGAGCUGGAUUGAGCUUACUCUGCCAUAUGCCAAGAGACUCAGCCAGUGCAUUACUGUAAUGCUCCAGAAGCGCUGUCACAAGUCUGCCUCGUGCUGUUCUCUAAGAAAAGUCCUGAACUGAUGCAACAGUUAAGUCAGAUAUUUGUGUGUUUUAAAAAGGUCUUAGAAAUGUUAGGAUUGGUAAAGACGAUUAUCUUCAAGUAUAGAGCGGGAUAGUCUGGUUAUGUUUAAUGAGACGGUAACUUUAGAAAUGACUGAAAAACAAACUGCUUUUUUUUUUUUCUUGUGCCAAGUUUAUUAAUGGUGUGUAAUAAAUGGCAUUCAUUGUUCUUUAA
Rana temporaria (common frog) is the source of this 3095-nucleotide messenger RNA. RefSeq names its product potassium channel tetramerization domain containing 19 (gene KCTD19). NCBI's taxonomy places the organism in Eukaryota, Metazoa, Chordata, Amphibia, Anura, Ranidae. The record is from RefSeq and is a predicted model, not a curated record. Bases 83 to 2881 code for a protein of 932 amino acids. The transcript is spliced from 16 exons.